AUGCGGAGGUGGUUGUGUUGCACCUGUCAAGUAGAGGAGUCCUACCAGCCCCAUGAAAAUGAGCACUUGAAGAGCCCAACCAGUCAUGCUGAUGGAAAUCAAAGAGGCUCUAAAGCUUCAGCUCCAAUGAAGCAUGAGGUUCAGAAGGCAGUACCUCCUAUUGAGGUGCCUGCUCUAUCUAUAGAGGAACUGAAAGAGAAAACUGACAAUUUUGGGUCGAAGGCAUUAAUUGGUGAAGGAUCUUAUGGAAGAGUGUACUUUGCGCAACUGAACAAUGGAAAUGAGGUGGCUGUCAAGAAGCUUGAUGUGUCAUCUGAGCCUGAUUCCAGUGUGGAGUUUUUGACCCAGGUAUCCAUGGUAUCAACACUGAAGCAUGAAAAUCUUGUUGAAUUGCUUGGUUACUGUGUAGAUGGCGAUCUACGUGUGUUGGCUUAUGAAUUUGCAACCAUGGGAUCUCUCCAUGACAUUUUGCAUGGCAGGAAAGGAGUGCAAGGGGCACAGCCUGGGCCUGUACUUGACUGGAUGCAACGGGUAAGAAUUGCGGUUGAUGCUGCCAGGGGAUUGGAAUAUUUGCAUGAGAAGGUCCUGCCUUCAAUAAUCCACAGAGAUAUCAGAUCCAGCAAUGUACUAGUUUUUGAAGACUACAAAGCCAAGAUUGCGGAUUUCAACCUUUCAAAUCAGGCUCCUGACAUGGCUGCCCGUCUUCAUUCUACCCGAGUUCUGGGAACCUUUGGUUAUCAUGCUCCAGAAUAUGCUAUGACAGGUCAGCUGACACAGAAGAGUGAUAGUCUCGUUACAUGGGCCACGCCAAGGCUGAGUGAGGACAAAGUGAAGCAAUGUGUUGAUCCGAAACUAAAGGGAGAGUAUCCUUCAAAAGGAGUUGCCAAGCUGGCGGCUGUUGCAGCAUUGUGCGUGCAGUAUGAAGCCGAGUUCCGGCCGAAUAUGAGCAUUGUUGUCAAGGCUUUGCAGCCUCUCUUGAAGUCAACUGUCCCUCCUCCUGAGAUUUGA
Molecule: messenger RNA, 1008 nt
Organism: Striga hermonthica
Lineage: Eukaryota; Viridiplantae; Streptophyta; Magnoliopsida; Lamiales; Orobanchaceae
Source: the annotation of a GenBank genome assembly